Messenger RNA from Arabidopsis thaliana (thale cress), 848 nucleotides. Its product is annotated as Plant invertase/pectin methylesterase inhibitor superfamily protein. The coding region runs from base 210 to 767 and encodes 185 amino acids. The transcript has a single exon. The record is from RefSeq and is marked reviewed. Gene Ontology annotation, molecular function: enzyme inhibitor activity; pectinesterase inhibitor activity. Lineage: Eukaryota; Viridiplantae; Streptophyta; Magnoliopsida; Brassicales; Brassicaceae.
AUUGCGAAUUAUAUUGAACUAAAGAAGAAGGUGUUUAAUUAGAGUCAACAAUUGACUAAGAAAAACAAAUUUGGGUAACAUUUCAUCAACAACACCAAGCUAAAACUUGACUUUUGUCGUCCAAAAACUAUGUAUAUUAAUAUUAGUAUGCAGUAAGAACCUCCCAGACUCUCAAGUAUACGCAUAAUUAUCUUUCCGCAGCCAAGACAAUGGCUUAUCCUUGCGUCAAAAGAAACGUAUUUUCACUUCUUCCUCUACUCCUUCUUCUAUCAAUCACCCCUUUGUCUUCAUCUUUGUCUCCGAGUGACAAAGUCACAAAAACCUUCUUAUCCCGACUCUGCACAGAACCGCACAUUGACACCAACUUCUGCAUCACUUGGCUAAUCUCUGAUCCAACAACAUAUACCCUCGACCUACAAGGUCUUCUCGAUUUAGUCUUCCAAAAGACGCAAUUAUUGGGCAAUAAGAACCUAGCGGCGAUGAAAGGCUCAGUGAAUACCACGACUGAUCCGACGCUCAAGAUCCCAUUUGAGACUUGCGUGAGAGAUUAUGAAGGAGCCAUUAAAGCGAUCGAGGAAGCUCAAGGGUUUGUGACCUCUAAGGCGUACCCGUUAGCAUCUCAAGGGGCUGCUAAAGCCUUCAUUAGUAUAUCAGUGUGUGAAGCUCAGUUUGCAGGAAAUGUGCCGGCUUAUGUAGCAAAACUCAAUUUGUUUUUUAAGAGAAUGUGUAAUAUUGAUAGGGUUUUCUCCGACGUUUUGACUUCUUGAUUCUUUAUGUAUCUUUCACCUGCAAGAAGGCAGAAACUACUAAAUGUCAUUCACGCUGAUGUACUAGUAACUUAAAGACCA